AUGAGGGCUUCCUUAUUGUGGACUGCCCUUGCGGCUGUCACUGUGACUGCUACGGCAGAAGCAGAAACAGCUUUCUCAGAGCCAGACAGUGCCCCUCCUUCUUCCACUUUCGUUGAGGGUAACUCUACUACUGUUACCAUCUCGGCGAACCCCUCUUCUGCCCUUUCCCCCUCUGCUGCACCUUCCACUCUUGCCAUUCCUACUGUCAUCCCUCCUCAAAUCCACCCUCAUCCUCCCGGUACUUGGACUGACGUUUCGGCUCCCACCGUUACUACUACUGGUUCCCUCAACCCCUCUGUUUCUGCAAUUCCUGGUCCUGUCCCCCCUCCUGUCUUCACUCACACCUCGGAUGAUUCCCCUCAUGUAACCCCUUCGUCUCUUGGGAGUGGAACCACUGUCAAUACUGGUCAGGAUGGCCAGAGCUCUCUUGUCCCUCCCGCUGCCAGCUCCAGCACAGUCAUUGUCGAAGACACUUUGACUCACUCUAGUGGUGAGAGCUCUCCUGGUGCUGUUUAUACCUCGGGUGUCUACACCAGCGAGACUCGCACUUUUCCAUCCACCACUGUUGACACGUCUGUGGCUUCAUCUGGAACUUCCGGUUCUUCUGGCUCCGAAGUAAGUGAAACCCCAACCUCUCCGAGUACCAGUGGGUUCAUUGCUGACACUCAUACUUCGUCUACCUCCGUUGGAACAACCGUAAUCUCUCCUGGAAUCUCCAGUUCCUCCGCGAUUGAUACCAGUGAGACUCGGACUUUUCCACCCAUCGUCGGUGAGACGACCAUGGCUUCAUCUGGAAGUUCUAGCUCUUCCGCUAUCGAGACUCACACGUUUCCGUCUACCUCGGUUGAUACGACCGUGCUCUCGCCUGGAAUCUCCAGUUCCCCCGCGAUCGACACCAGCGAGACUCGAACCUUCCCGUCUAUCACUCACAGCACUAGUGUCAUUCCGAGCGGGACAUCCACCCCUACGUUCACUGAGACUCCGACUGCUUCAAGCAAUCUCGCUGGCUCCUCCACUGUCUUGGCGAGCGAGACUAGGACUUUUCCGAGUACGUCACCUGUCAGUUCUGUGUCCCCCUCCGGCACCGCUAGCACCGGGGUCAGUGUUGGUACCGGUAGCUCUACUGUUAUCAGCGUCAGCGAGACUCGUACCUUUCCGUCUUCCUCUGGCACCACGGUUGCUCAGUCGUCUGGCACUUCAUCCACUGGGACCGCUUCCUCCGGCAUCACUACCUCGCAUGUUCCCUCCUCUGUCGUCACUUCGACUGUUUUGUCCUCUUCUUCGCUUUCUUCGAACGAGGUUUCAUCUGGCACUCUGUCUGGACCUUCGACUGAGCCGGUGUCUGGAUCAUUGACCAGCGCCACACAGAGCAGUGAGACUACCUCAGAUAGCGAGACGAGUUCUAGCAUCCCGGCUUCUUCCAAUGGCUCCUCUUCUGGUGUCGGCUCUAGCACCGGUUCUGAUGCCUCGAUAACCAGCGGAGGCACCACGAGCACAACAGCGAGUGAUAGCAUCAGUGUUACGCCUACUGCCAGCACCACGGACGUUACCGGCGCUACCGAUACAUUGAGCACGAUCGGAGGCAGCAGCACGACGGAGCCAGUUAGUGAAACCGACACGACCGGCGGUCCCAUCACUGGGUGGCUCAUCACCAAGCCGGAAGUCACCAACAGCCUCCAUGGAAUCUCCGACACUUUUGUCCACAACCUUCCUACCUUUAGCUCUUGGGAGAUCGACCCAAAGCCGCCCCUCCAAACGCAGAUCAUUGACGAUAUCAAAGGGUCCAAAAGGCAGAUCGAGAACCUGAUUGACAAGCUGGGCGGAAGCGUCAAAGGCCGCGGCUGCAAGAGCAAGAAGAGGAGCCUGUUUGAUAGCGUUUUCAACGCUGUCAAGAACGGCAUGGACACUGUGACCGAUGUCAUCGACAACCUUUUGUGCAUGGCCGACAAGUUCGAGGACCUCAUCGAGGCUGUCGGGAAGAACAAAAUCAAUCUCGCCAAAGAUACCAUCAACAUAUUGAUCGACCCCAAGCCGAAGGACCAGGGAUCUGACGACAAUAACGAUGAUAACGACGACGACGAUGAUGAUGAUGAUGACACUGAGUCGUCGAGCUCAACUUCGACGACUUCCACAACCUCGACCUGCAGCGAAACAACCGCCGAACAAGUCACGAUUCUCUGCGAGCCGACGUUGAUCACAUCAGCCGACUCCACCAUCUCGACCACCACCUGUUCUCCCACAAUAACCGUCACGACUACUGGUUGCUCCGUCACGGACACGACGACCACCAUCACUGAAACCCCAACCCCCGAGUCAAGGCCCUUGUGUUCUGUCAAAAAAUGUGGGGACGCGUGCCCUCACGGACAUGAGGGGUGGGGACCCGGCGUCUCUCUCGCGUGUUCGCAGAUCCCAACUUUGACGGUAUCUGAACUUCCCGCUGUAACAUAUCAUUCUCUGGCGACCGGCGAUGAUGACGGCCUUCGUGAGGAGAGCGUCAAUGAAGAGAGCCUCAUCAAGCGCGCUCCCCCCUCUCUCAUCCCGCCAAUCAUCCAGGACGAUCCUCCCAACGCCGAAGCGCACCUGACUCCCCUCAUCCAGUCACUCGAUCGCACUGCAAACUGGUGGGUACCGUACCGUGACGUGAUGACGCUAUGGGCUCCUUUGCCUCCGAAUGCCCAACAAUACACAGUCUGGGGUAUCAAGCCAUUGUCCGGUUGUACUACCAUCCUCGUCAUCUCCAAAACAGGUCUGUACGCAGCACACCUCUCCGAAGACCCGGUAUUCAAGCAGACGUACCGUACUAUCGAGACGCGGACGUGGGGGCUCUUGUCACAUGGCGGCGCUCCUGGGGUCAUACCGUUUACCGAUUUGGCUUCACGUGCUGGCCAGUCAAGGCCUCUGGACGAGGAGAACAAGCCGAUCGUUAUCGUGAUUACGCCUUUCAAGGAGAGACUGACAAGGUGGGGGCCUCGAACUCUCAAGUACGGGGCGGCGAAGCUGCUUGGGCGAAAAUAUGCCAAGUCCAUAUACGGCGAUGGCGCCGACAGGGACCGAGACCGUACAGAUCCCCUUGUGGUACCGUACCAGGUUUCGGAGGAGGGCCAAGAGAUCGGGGACAUAACACCCAGAAGCAAAGUGAUUGUGGAGCUGAACCCAGUCAACAAGGUCUACCAUCUCCGCAAUCGUCAGUUACGCCGCGAGGAAUACCAUGCAGUCGGCCGAUGGCGCGUCUGGGUUGACGGAAAGGCAGUCAUGGACCAGGAUUGGAUGUACGGCCCCUUCCUGACUCCCCCUACUCGACCGGCUGGCCCAGUUCGCCGAGACGAUGUCUGCCUACUGCCCGCUUUGGCUUCGACUUCUUCUGCGGUAUCGACAAGCCCAUCCACCUUGGUCACCACCACGCGGCCUCAUACUCCGAGCUCGAGCGAAUCCCCGGCCUCCACAACGUCAACAGACACUUCCUCUUCGUCUUCUUCAACAACAUCGUCUGUUUCUUCCGCUUCCACCUCGUCCGUGACUGAGGCCCACAACCCACCAGGGCAGCCCCCAGGGUUCACUCUCCCCACUGCCCAUCCAACGACCACACGGGGCCACAAUCCGCCCGGCCAACCUCCCGGGUUCACCCUCCCGACAGCUCAACCUGCCAGUUCUGUUCCUGUCUCCGAACAGGUUUGCGAUUACUUGGACACAACCACCUCGGACAAUCACCCCAUCAUGAACCACGCCGCGGUCAUGCAGCUCGGCAAAAAAUGCAACUGGGACACCAACACCCCACGCGACAAGCCAAUGGGGCGCGGUGAUGGUGAGUUGAUUUGGCGAGUCACCAACCCAGCCCGUGACACAGACUACUAUGCCUCUAUCAAGUGGAAGAACGGGUGCGAGGGUCCGGCAAUGAACGUGCGCAACCCGACACCCGAGCUGACCUGCGAGCGCAUAAUCAUCAACAAUCUCGAAAAGUGCCAGAACAAACAUGGAUAUAGAGGAUAUAUCGAGGUUGGAUGUCUUCUCUAUAUCUCGGAAAUGACCUCUUCGCUUCCUGCCACUCAUUAUGGUUCGGCUGGGGGCACGACGGGCGACACUGGUGAGGAUGUAAGUUAGGAGACUGAUCGUCACCCUAUUCCAGCCGGUGGAUGGCCGCCUAAUAAGGGCAACUAAUUCGUCUCAUCCCGGUCAUCAUGUACCUGACACGGCAUCUCCUGUCCAUCACUUUUCUUUUGUCUAUGGCUUCUCUCGCGAUUCAAGAUCGCUCUCAUGUAUGAAUAGCGUCCUUAUUGUCUUCCAUCUUCGGCGAUUUCAGAUCCUCGUUCUCGUUCUGUUUCUUCGGGUCCCGC
Aspergillus calidoustus is the source of this 4331-nucleotide messenger RNA. The record is from the annotation of a GenBank genome assembly. NCBI's taxonomy places the organism in Eukaryota, Fungi, Ascomycota, Eurotiomycetes, Eurotiales, Aspergillaceae.